AAGAUCACGUGACAUGCGUACGGCCACUUCACGGAAGAAAUCUGCUGAAUGGCAGCAGUGCAGUUAUUUUUCUACUAUUAAAUAAUUUUUCCGUCAGAAAUUCGUCGAUAUUUUAUAGCCGUCAUUACGAUAAUGAGGCUACGCGUUCAGCUGCAGUGUAAGAACUUGCAUGAGUACCUGAGAGAGCUGAGUCCUGAGAUUUUGGACAGACUGUACAACCAUCCAGCAACAUGUCUGGCUGUCUACAGAGAACUCCCCUGUUUGGCCAAGAAUUAUGUAAUGCGUAUGCUGUUCCUGGACCAGCCUCUCCCCCAGGCAGCAGUAGCAUUGUGGGUGAAAUUAGACAGUCAGAAGGAUCAUGAUGAAUGUGUCUCGGUGUUGGCAGGACUCCGCCUUUGGCACAGUCAGCAGCUGCAGGGUGGUCUGCAGGGAUACAUUUUAAAUCCAGUGUUCAAAGAAAACCUGAGGAUUGCUCUGCUUGGCGGGGGCAGAGCAUGGGCAGAUGAGGGCAGCACUCUGGGUCCUGACCGCCACGCACGGGACAUUGAGAGUCUUGACCGCUACGCAAUGGAGCGCUGGGAGGUCAUCCUGCAUUUCAUGGUGGGUUCUCCCUGCGCUGCCGUCAGUCAGGACCUGGCUCAGCUGCUGGUUCAAGCAGGCCUCAUGAAAAGUGAGGCAGGAGAGGCACCCUACAUCACAUCAGCUGGUUUCCAGUUCCUCUUAUUGGACACAGCCUCUCAGCUUUGGUACUUCACCUUGCAGUACCUCAAAAGUGCGCAGUCCAGAGGGAUGGACCUGGUGGAGAUCUUGUCCUUCUUAUUCCAGCUCAGUUUUUCUACUCUUGGCAGAGAUUACUCAGUGGAGGGCAUGAGCGAGUCAUUACUCACCUUCCUGCAGCAUCUGCGGGAGUUUGGACUUGUCUUCCAGAGGAAGAGGAAGUCAAGACGCUACUACCCCACCAGAUUAGCCAUCACUCUGGCUGCAGGAGUUACUACCAGCUCUUUACCCUCCUCCUCCUCCAAUUUGACUUCCACCACUGGUACUGGAGACGCAGGCUUUAUUGUGGUAGAGACCAAUUAUCGUAUCUACGCCUACACAAACUCUGAACUUCAGAUUGCGCUGGUGGCUCUCUUCAGUGAAAUGCUCUAUCGCUUCCCGAAUGUAGUGGUGGCUCAAGUAACAAGGGAGUCAGUGCAACAAGCCAUCGCUAACGGCAUCACAGCACAACAGAUUAUCCACUUUCUCAGGACUAGGGCUCACCCUGUCAUGCUCAAACAGACCCCAGUGCUACCUCCAACCAUAACAGAUCAGAUUAGACUGUGGGAGCUAGAGAGAGAUCGACUGCAGUUCACAGAGGGAGUGCUCUAUAACCAGUUCCUCUCCCAGGCUGAUUUUGAAGUGCUGCGAGACAGAGCCCAGGGUCUGGGCUGUCUGGUGUGGCAGGACGUGGCUCACCGGGUGAUGGUGGUGACACCACAGGGACACAGUGAGGUCAAGAGGUUCUGGAAACGACAGAAGUCUAACCCCUAACUGGAGGAAGAGAAAUGAAGAGCAGUAGUAUCACACCUGCUUGCUGUUCCUCCUGUGACAGGAUUUUCUUUCAGCCACAGUUGUUCAUCGCUGUGAGUGCUGUAAGACAGUGGAGAUGAAAUAAUUUCUCUGUAUAUUUCAUGAAAUGUUGACUUUCAUGUAUCCUGAAUUAAAUACUGAUAAGAUGAUGAUA
Epinephelus moara (kelp grouper) is the source of this 1723-nucleotide messenger RNA. It is a transcript of the gene gtf2h4, whose product is annotated as general transcription factor IIH, polypeptide 4. The transcript has 14 exons. Gene Ontology annotation, cellular component: transcription factor TFIIH holo complex; transcription factor TFIIH core complex. Bases 133 to 1530 code for a protein of 465 amino acids. NCBI's taxonomy places the organism in Eukaryota, Metazoa, Chordata, Actinopteri, Perciformes, Serranidae. Gene Ontology annotation, molecular function: double-stranded DNA binding; ATPase activator activity. Gene Ontology annotation, biological process: nucleotide-excision repair. The record is from RefSeq and is a predicted model, not a curated record.